GAAAACAAAUAUUUGUAUAUAACGUGAUUUCAUUAAAGAGAGAUCACACAAAUUAUCUUGAUAUUAGAAAAAAGAAAAAUAUUUUUUUUUAAUUUUGAAGUAAUAAAACACUUUUCUUAUAUAUAUAUAUAUAUUCUUAGAUGAAAACAAAUAUUUGUAUAUAAUGUGAUUUUAUUAAAGAGAGACAAAUGAUCUUGAUAAAAAAAGUACGCUAUAUGUGCAUAUAAUGUGACACAGUUUAAUAUUAUAUUAUUAUAUUUAAUUGAGACUAAAUACGCUAUAGUCAAAAGUACAAAAAAACGCUAAACCUAAUAACGAAAACAGCUAAAUUAAGUCUAUAUAAUAUAGACUGUUUACGUGUAAUCUUUGUUGUCAAGUUCUGUAAUUUUGUUAAGCAAAACAUGAUAAAGAAAACAGACUAUAUUAAUUAUUUUUUGAUUUUACGAAAAAUUUUCACUCUGUCAAGGAAUUAUGUCUAAAUAGCAUUCCAAAAUCACCAAAUUGUUCAUAGUAAAUUGACUUUUAUGAUUCUGUUAUAAAGUAUUUUCUAUGUAUCAGAAUAUAUGAUGCAUGUAUAAGUUUUUUAUAUAUAUUAAGAAAUCAUUUAUUUUUUUAUUGAUGUCAUCUUUUCUUUAUCUAAAUACAGGUUAACCAAAUGAAAAAUGGUAUGUAUAAUAUAACUAGAAAAAAAAAAUUAAAAUUAAUACAAGAGUAAAGAAAGAUCUAUCUAAUUGGGCAAAUAUCAGAGUCUACUAUAAUGUUCAAGCUGUCUACUAUAAUGCUCAAGCUGUAGCUCAUUCUAGUCAAAUUGUUUGUUCUUUUGCCGAAUUUCCAAGUGAUCAUUGUGCAUUCAUGAUCAGCUUGGAUGAAAGCUACAUACCAAAGACGUAUGAGGAAGCAUAGAAGAUGAAGAAUGGAGAACUCAGUUGCGGAUGAGGCUGAUUCUAUGAUCAAGAAUGCAACAUGGUUUAAAAGUAAGCUGACUAAAGAAAAGAAGGCAAUGUCUUGUAAAUGAAUAUUGAUAGGAAAAUUGAUAGGAAGAAGACCAUAUUUGUGAUUAGAGGGUUUACUCAAACUUAUGGAGAGGAUUACAUUGAUACAUUUGCACUAGUUACUAAGCUUCACACCAUUCAGAUUAUAGUGUCAAUUGCAACCAACCUUAGAUGAAACUUGUGAUAAAUGGAUGUGAAGAAUGUUUUUCUACGAAGAGAGCUUGAAGAUGAAGUAUACAUGUAUCCUCUUCUUGGUUUUGAAAGUCUGGUGAAAUCAAGAAAUGUUCUAAAGUUGAAGAAGACUAUCCAUAGAGCAUGGUAUCAAGCAAUUCUUAAAAUAUUACUUAUAAUAAUACGAAACCAAGAGUAUAAUUUGUUGUAAUGGUUUUUUAUGAAACAAACAAAAAAAUAGAAAAUUUAGCGAUGCGGUCGUUAGGGAUGCUGCCGGAUAAUUUAUAAAAGAAACACACUCAAAUAACAGUUGUACAAUGUACAUAUUUAUUACUAAUACAAAUCACCAAACAUACUUAUACUUAGAGCAAUCGACAAAAGAAGUGUUGGUUAGUGGUCCUUUUGAAUACUACAUUUCAAUUAACAUCACUAAAAUAUUACAGCUAUAAAGCAUAACUUAUAUCUCUAUUUACACAAUACAUUUAUAUAUAAUAUAUAUAAUUCAUAUGAUAUAAUAUAACGCAUGUCAUCUUAUGCUAUUAUAAUAUUUAUAGAGCCUUCCUCAUCAUCUUUGUCCCCUUAACAAACCUUAACUUUGAUCUAAACCAAAACCAAAAAAACUAGCACAAUGGGUUACGGUAGGCUCGGACAGUCAGGUUCGGCACACCCGAGCCAAAAAGACCCUGCCACGUCACUCCCGGAGGUACAAAAGAAAACUAAGACGAAGCUCAUUCUCUUCACUUUAGCAGUUCUGGUCGUUGCAGUGGUCUGCUUUGGUAUCUUUGCCGGCAUCCGAUCAAUAGGUUCGGAUCGACAUGAGCCUAAACUAAACCGUAAACCGACCCAGGAAAUCUCCCGAACCUGUAGCAAAGCACAAUACACGAGCCUCUGCAUCGACACGCUUCUUGAUUUUCCGGGAUCUUCAACCGCCGACGAGCAACAGCUCCUCCACAUCUCUUUCAACGCGACGCUUCUGAGUUUCAGCAAAGCGCUUUAUUCAUCGUCGAAAAUCUCGUACACUCAGAUGCCUCCACGUGUACGUUCUGCUUACGACUCUUGCCUCGAGCUGCUCGACGACUCAGUCGACGCGCUCUCACGUGCCCUCUCCUCCGUCGUCAUCUCCUCUUCCGGUAACGAUGAGUCUCACUCCGAUGUGAUGACGUGGCUCAGCUCAGCGAUGACUAACCACGACACUUGUACGGACGGGUUCGAAGGUGUCGGCAACGGAGAAGUGAAGGAUCAAGUGGUCGGAGCGGUGAAGGGUUUGUCGGAGAUGGUGAGCAACUGCUUGGCGUUAUUCUCCGGCAACGUUAACGAUGUAAACGGAGUUCCGGUGGCGAACAGGAAGUUACUUGGCGCAGAAGAAACAGAGGAGUUUCCGAGUUGGUUGAAGAGAGGAGACAGAGAGCUUCUCGGUACUCCGGCGACGGCGAUCCAAGCGGAUAUUACGGUGUCGAAAGACGGUAACGGCACGGUUAAGACAAUCGCAGAGGCGAUCAAGAAAGCGCCGGAGCAAAGUAGCCGACGAUUCGUCAUCUACGUUAAGUCAGGAAGGUACGAAGAAGAUAAUCUCAAGGUUGGUCGGAAAAAAACAAACUUAAUGUUCAUCGGAGACGGCAAGGGUAAAACGGUCAUAACCGGUGGAAAAAGCAUCGCCGAUGACCUCACUACUUUUCACACCGCCACUUUCGCCGCGACCGGAGCUGGGUUUAUAGUGAAAGACAUAACGUUUGAGAACUACGCCGGACCAUCUAAGCACCAGGCCGUGGCACUUCGUGUCGGCGGAGACCACGCUGUUGUUUACCGUUGCAACAUUAUCGGUUACCAAGACACUCUGUACGUACAUUCUAACCGACAGUUUUUCCGCGAAUGCGACAUCUAUGGAACGGUUGACUUUAUAUUCGGGAACGCAGCUGUGAUCUUACAAAGCUGUAACAUCUAUGCGCGUAAGCCAAUGCCUCAGCAGAAAAUCACCAUCACGGCUCAGAACCGGAAAGACCCGAACCAGAACACGGGGAUAUCGAUCCACGCUUGUAAGUUACUAGCCACGGCGGAUCUUGAAGCCUCCAAAGGUAGUUUUCCGACGUAUCUCGGCCGUCCGUGGAAGUUAUACGCUAGAGUUGUGUACAUGAUGUCGGAUAUGGGCGACCACAUUAACCCGAGAGGAUGGUUGGAGUGGAACGGUCCGUUUGCGUUGGACACGUUGUACUAUGGUGAGUAUAUGAACCGAGGGGUGGGAGCAGGUAUAGGUCAACGAGUCAUGUGGCCGGGCUAUCAUGUUAUUACUUCGACGGUUGAGGCAAGUAAGUUCACGGUGGCUCAGUUCAUUUCCGGUUCGACGUGGUUGCCUUCGACCGGCGUGGCCUUCUUCUCAGGGUUGUCAGAGUAGGACGUCUCACUCUCAGCCUUGUAUGUACCAAAUUACAUGAAAGAUUUUAUAUACGAAACGCAAGUGUAAUUAUAUGAUGGGACAUCUUCUUGAAUGGAAUAAAAGAUUAUGACUUGAAUAUUA
Messenger RNA from Brassica rapa (field mustard), 3675 nucleotides. RefSeq names its product probable pectinesterase/pectinesterase inhibitor 61. The record is from RefSeq and is a predicted model, not a curated record. Gene Ontology annotation, molecular function: enzyme inhibitor activity; pectinesterase activity. Gene Ontology annotation, biological process: cell wall modification. Lineage: Eukaryota; Viridiplantae; Streptophyta; Magnoliopsida; Brassicales; Brassicaceae.